Dipodomys ordii (Ord's kangaroo rat) is the source of this 569-nucleotide messenger RNA. RefSeq names its product NADH dehydrogenase (ubiquinone) 1 alpha subcomplex, 11, 14.7kDa (gene Ndufa11). The transcript has 4 exons. Bases 71 to 496 code for a protein of 141 amino acids. The record is from RefSeq and is a predicted model, not a curated record. Lineage: Eukaryota; Metazoa; Chordata; Mammalia; Rodentia; Heteromyidae. Gene Ontology annotation, biological process: mitochondrial respiratory chain complex I assembly.
CGCGGCGGCCGUCCUUGAGAGCGCGGAGCCGGCGGAGCGUGCGGCGGUGCGGGUCCGCGGCGGCCGCGUCAUGGCGCGCGUCCUCCUCGAUCAGUACUGGGCCAUCCCGGAGGGCACCGAGUGCCACCGCAAAAGCUACAUCACCACGGUCCUCGGCGCCGGCACGGGCCUGGUCGCCGGAGCCUACAGCAUCAUAUUCAGGCCGUCGAGCUCGCCCAUGGAGAACGUGGCCAGGGUUGGUCGCUACACCUUUACUGCAGCUGCCGUUGGAGCCAUGUUUGGACUCACCACCUGCGUCACCAGCCAGGCCCGCGAGAAGCCAGACGACCCCCUGAACUACUUCAUCGGGGGCUGCGCCGGAGGCCUGACCCUGGGAGCUCGGACCCACAGCUACGGGACGGCCGCGACGGGCUGCGUGUGCAUGGGCAUCGCGGCCGCCCUGCUCAAGAUGGGCCAGCUGGAGGGCUGGGAGCUGGUGGCGGACAGGAAGGUGUGAGUCCGCCAGCCAUCCGCCCUCCGGGACCUGGGGAGGGCCAGCGAGCCCACCAAUAAACUUAAUGUGGACUGUG